GUUUAUUCCGGUGUGAGUUGCGCGGCGGCUGGCAUGAAGUCCGUGGUGGUGGUGGUGAUCCUGACGGCCAGCUGUGUGUUGGUGGCUGCGCCGCACUCCCUCCUCCCAGGUGAGACACACACCACUUCACCACAGACUGCACGUGCUUCUCAUUCCAUUCAUGAGAUAGACAAUCACGUGCCAAAGACAUUCCGCUCUCUAACAGCCUUAUUACAUCUUCACUGUCAAGGCCACACGAAGGAUACGUCAGUGGUGGCGGCGACAUCAAUCCUGAGGACACACUCCCAGUGUCGCCACGCCGCGCUGCUGCUCACUGACGGAGACAAGAGGGUGGAGGCGGUGCAGGCGCCGCGAGGUGUUGCCGUCUUCCGGGCGGCGGCUAAUGGCCUCAGCGACAACAACACCCACACUCACCUCCAGGAAACAGUCGACCAGAUUCGCCAGGUAAACGUCAACACCGAGUUCCUGCACUGAUUGACCUUAUUGCGCAUCCUUUCUUUCUUUAUUUUCAAAAGGACACACAACACCAUGGCUCUUAGGUAGGAGGGGCGUGGCACUGCCUGGUGGUAGUGGUGGUGAGUGAUGACCCAGCCUUCCUCGUCGCCUUUGCUCACCUGUCACUCAAGCGCCACGCCCUCAGGUGGUCCACCAGGAUCCUUGUCCUCACUCGCCUCCCUCUCAGCCACCUUGGUGGCCUGUACGGCCUUCUUUCCAACAGGAACGCCAUGCUGCUCAAAGAGGAGGAGGAAGAAGG
Messenger RNA from Portunus trituberculatus (swimming crab), 754 nucleotides. RefSeq lists its product as uncharacterized. Bases 34 to 474 code for a protein of 146 amino acids. The transcript is spliced from 2 exons. The record is from RefSeq and is a predicted model, not a curated record. Lineage: Eukaryota; Metazoa; Arthropoda; Malacostraca; Decapoda; Portunidae.